Messenger RNA from Stegostoma tigrinum, 8309 nucleotides. RefSeq names its product biorientation of chromosomes in cell division 1-like 1 (gene bod1l1). Lineage: Eukaryota; Metazoa; Chordata; Chondrichthyes; Orectolobiformes; Stegostomatidae. Bases 53 to 6763 code for a protein of 2236 amino acids. The transcript has 15 exons. The record is from RefSeq and is a predicted model, not a curated record.
CGGUAGCAGCGGCGGAGCGCGCGGCCGCGGUUGCUGAGUGACGUUGCUCGGGAUGGCGGCUCUGGCGCCGGGAGACCCGAAGCUUGUCUCCAUGAUCGUCAACCACCUGAAGAGCCAGGGCCUCUUCGACCAGUUCCGCCGCGACUGCCUGGCCGACGUCGAUACCAAGCCUGCAUAUCAGAACUUACGGCAGCGAGUGGAUAACUUUGUGUCCAACCAUCUUGCAAGCCACACGUGGAGCCCUCAUCUGAACAAGAAUCAGCUAAGGAACAGUCUUAGACAGAUGGUUCUACAAUCGGGUAUGCUGGAGGUUGGUGUUGACAGGAUCAUUUCUCAAGUCGUGGAUCCAAAGAUAAAUCACAUAUUCCGGCCUCAGGUUGAGAAAGCCGUUCAUGAGUUUUUAGCAACUUUGGAUCGGAAAGAAGAGCCUACUGCUGUGAGCCUUGUGCCGAACUCUGAGAAGUCAGAGCCAACAACUCCAGGUCUUUUAUCCGUUGGUCCGAGUACAAGCAAAGCUGAUGAUGCUCUUUCUAUUCUGGACACAAUAACCUCACUUAAUCAGGAAGCCAGUGCAGCCAGGUCUACAGUAGAAAACUCAUCUAAUAAGAAUGGGGAAAAGACCUCCAAGAAAAACCUUACUUCGGAAUUUAAGACUCAACAAAGUUUUGAUUUGGGAAUGGAGAAAGAUCACACUACUGAAGAAAUAGAAAAGCUUGUAUUGGAAACAAAAAUAGAUGAUGGAAGGAUUUGUUCUAAGUCAGAAGGCUCAAUUAAUGUUUUGAUGCCUGAGAAGGACUUUGAGGAAAAGAAGGAAACGCCUGAGAUCAUAGAGGAAUGUGUUGAAGAUAUGAAUGCAAUAAAGGACAAAAUUGAUAAGGUGGAUAAGAAGGAUGUGGUUGUUUUAAGAAGGGAUGAAUAUUUUGGACUUUCUAAAGAGGAAAGAAGAGGAAAGGGAAAAGAAUGUGAAUCUGUGAAAUACAUCACUGCAGCUCUAACUAUUAAGCAGAAAGCCAAGGAAAACUUGAAGAAAGAAUAUUCUUUGGACGAUUCUGAUUUUGAAGGCCUUAGUGACAUCACUGUUAGUUCAGUCCAUACCAGUGAUCUUUCAUCUUUUGAUGUGGAUGAUGAUGAAGAGGAGGAGGGUGAAGUUAUGGCUUCUGACAGCACUGAAGAAGACCAGGAUCAAAGUUCAGAAGAAAAAGAUACUAAAUCAGGAACAAACGAGGACCAAAAGGAGAGCAGAGCAAAACCUGUGCGACAUCCAUAUGUCCACAAACCGUUUCUGUAUUCAAAGUAUUAUAGUGAUUCGGAUGAUGAAGAAACGGUAGUUCAACGUCGACAGUCAAUCGCAAAACAAAAAGCAGAGCGGUUACUCAGGCGGCAGUGGAACAGGGAAAGGGGAGAUGAUAAGCAUAAACAGGUGGAAACUGAUAAAGACAGACCACCAAAAGAAAGGUGCAGUGAUGAAGAAUGUCACCAAACACUGCAAAAAGGUAUUAAUAAUAAUUUGGAUGUUGUGAUUAAUUCGAGGAAAAUGCAACAAUCAGCUGCCUUAAAUUCUAAAGUAAAUAAAGCAACUUUGAAAGAACAAAAAGUCUUGGAGAAAAAAGUGGCCUUAAGAAGAAAAAGAAAAGGAGAUUUAAGAACCCUAUCAGAGGAACGUGUCUUGCAUGAAGAUCGAAAAAGAAAGCGUGCACAGCCAGAAGACUUUAAAGAAAGACAGAGUAAAAUGGAGUUUCUUUUUCAGAGCAAAGAAAAGGUGGCUACUUCCUCUGUUUUGAAAGAUUCCAGGAGUGCAUCAUCCUCAGAUGUGCCAUCGAGGCCUGUGAGGAGAUUUUCAGAGUGCAUUCAAUCAAAUGACAUGAGGAAUGAAGUGAAAAUAGAUCAUGAGCCUUGUCGAAAGCAGCUAAGAAGCAAUUCCUCCUCUCAAGAUUCAGAUAUGGAAGCGUUAAAAGUGUCAACAAAUAAUAAAGUUAAUAACUUUGAAUCAGAUGGAAAUAUUAAUGAAAAUGAAUUAUCUAAGCAGAAAGAUGAAGGAAAGCACAUAAAAGAAAGUGAUGAGCAAGUGGUGGUAUCUGAGAGUGGUUAUGCAGACGGUAUUCAUGUAGAUGUUGAUCAGAAGCUGAGGAACCCUUCAGAGGAGAAAGCCAUUCCAAAUUGCCUCUAUGUUAUCGUGUCAAAGAGUGACAACAAAACUCCAGUUUCCUCUAAUUCUUCAGAUUCAUCUGUAAUUGAACAGAGCCAAGAUGUUAAACCAAAAGAGCACUCAAAAGUGAAGGAAGAGAAAGGUGAUGAGAAAGGGAAAGAAAAAAGACGUGAUUCUGAAAGCUUCUUGUCAAAAUCUAGGGACAAUAUACAAGAAGACGCAAAAGGCCAUGAGAAGAACAAAGAAAAGAGAAAUGAAGCUGAAAUUAAUCGACCAAAAUUCAAAGAAAACUCUCAAGAAGACAUUAAUGUUAGUGAAAAGGUGAAAGAGAAACAGAAUAAUUCUGAAAACCCUUAUACCAAAUUCCAGGGAAACACGCAUGAAUAUGCUAAAAGCCAUGAGAAAAGCAAAGAAAAGAAAAAUGAAGUUGAGCAAAGUCGAGCAAAAUUUAAAGAAAUUGUGCAAGAUGAUAAAAGCAAGGAAAAGAGGAAUGAUUCUGAACGUUCUCGGUCUCAAUCUAAGGAAAGCAUGCAGGAAGAUGUGAAACGCAAAGAGCGGAGAAGUGAACCUAGAAGCUCUUGGUCAAAAUCCAGAGAGAGAGUGCAGGAAGAUUCAAGAAGCCAUGAGAAAGUGAAAGAGAUUCAAGCUGUAUCUGAUAGCCCUCAGUCAAAAUUAAAGGAAAAUUUUCAGGAAGAUGUGAGGAGUAAAGAGAAAAGAAAAAAUUCUGAAGAUGCACGAUUGAGGUCCAAGGAGGAUUUGCAUGGUGAUAGGCGCAACGAGAAGAGAAUAGAAAGGAGACACAAUUCUGAAAGCUCUCAAUCAAAAUUGAAGGAAAUAGUUGAAAGUUCACGUUCAAAAUCGAAGGACACUGUUGAAAGCACAAAGUCAAGACCCAAGGACUGCGGUGAAAGCUCUCAGUCAAAAUCCAAAGACAGUACUGAAACCUCACGAUCUAAAUCCAAGGAUAGCAUUGAAAGCUCACGUUCAAAGUCAAAGGAUGCUGUUGAAAGCUUAAAGUCAAAAUUCAAGGACAACGUUGAAAGCUUACAUUCUAAAUCCAAGGAUAACAUUGAAAGCUUGAGGUUAAAACCCAGGGACAGCAUUGAAAGUUCACGGUCCAAACCCAGGGAUGGAUUUGAAAGCCCACGGUCUAAGUCCAGGGACAGCAUUGAAAGCUCAUGGUCAAAAUCAAAGGACAGUACUGAAAGUUCAGCAUCUAAAUCCAAGGACAUUACUGAAAGCUCACGAUCUAAACCGAAGGACAAUGCAGAAGGUCUGCGAUCAAAAUCCAAGGACUGCAUUGAAAGCUUUGGGUUAAAAUCCAAGGACAGUGUUGAAAACCUGCGGUCAAAAUCCAAGGGUGGCAUAGAAUACUCACGAUCAAAAUCCAUGGACAGUGCAGAAAGCUCACGGUCAAAACCCAAGGACGGCACAGAAAGUUCAAGGUCAAAACCCAAAGACAGUGGUGAAAUCUUGAGGUCAAAGCCCAAGGACAUCACUGAAAGCUCACGUUCAAAGCCCAAGGACAGUGGUGAGAGCUCACGGUCAAAACCCAGGGACAGCUUUGAAAGCUCGCAGCCAAAAUCCAAGGAUAGCUGUGGGCGCUCACGGCCAAAGUCCAAAGAUAAUGUUGAGAGCUCGCGGUCAAAAACCAAGGACAGCAUUGAGAGUUCACGGUCAAAACUGAAGAAUAGCUGUGAAAACUUGCAUUCAAAAUCCAAGGACAAUAAUGAAAACUUGCGGUCAAAGCCCAAGGAUAGCAGUGAAAUCCCACGGUCAAAAUCAAAAGACAGCACUGAAACCUCACAGUCAAAAUCAAAAGACAGCACUGAAAGCUCACAGUCAGAGUUCAAGGACCGUGUCGAAAGCUUGCGGCCAAAGUCCAAGGACAGUCGUGAAAUCUCACGGUUAAAGUCAAAAGGCAGCUCUGAAAUUUCACGGUCAGAAUCAAAAGACAACUCUGAAAUCUCGCUGUCAAAAUCAAAAAGCAACGCUGAAAGCUGGCAGUCAAAGUCAAAAGACAGCGCUGAGAGCCCGCAGUCAAAAUCAAAGGACAGUGCUGAGAGCCCGCAGUCAAAAUCAAAGGACAGCGGUGAAAUUUCACGGUCAAAAUUCAAGGAAAAUAUUGAAUGUACUCAGAAGGGAACAGAAGAAAGACAUGCCACUGAAAAGAUUCAGUUUAAAACCAGAGACUCGGAGAUAUCACAAUUAAAACCUAAGGAUAAAUUAGAAGCAAAUGUUCAGUUCGUGAAAGCAGAAAAGAGCCAUGAUUCUGAAUCAGAAUCCAGACAGAAAGUAAGGGAUGGUGUCCAAGACAAUGAAAAGGGAAUGGAAAAGAAACCUGAUUAUGUAAACACUUGGUCAAAAGCUAAGGAUCAUUCGGAAAGCUUUCAAUCAAAAUUCAAGGAGAAUAUGCAAGAUGACAUUCAAAGCAAUAAGAAAGAAACUGAAAAAAGGCAUGAUUCAAAAAGCAUUUAUUUUGAAAAGUCCCGAUCAAAGUCUAAGGAAUACUUGCAGGAAGAUGACGUUAACAAGAAAAUGGAGAAAAUACGUGAUGUUGAAAAUGUUCAGUCACAAUCGUGGGAACCUUUUGAACAUUCAUGGGUAAAAUCUAAAGAGCAGCCGGAAAGCACUCAAUCAAAAUGUGAAGAAAAUUUGCUGCAGGCUAUUCAAAACAGUGAAAAAGGACAAGAUAAAUGUCUUUCUGAGAACAUCCGACAUUUAAAAUCUGUGGAACAGCCUGGAAGGUCUCGAACAAAUGAAGAUGAAGAAAACAUUCAAGACAAUGAAAAAGGUGAGGAAAAGAAAAAUGAUUUCCAAUGUAUUCAGUCAAAAUCCAAAGAAUCCUCUGAAAAUCUGCAAGAAAAGCCUACAGGAAAAGCACAAAGCUGUGAGAAUGAUGUAGAAAAGAAGGAUAAUUUAGAAAACAUUCAAACAAGAUCAUUGGAUAAAAUACAAAAUAAUCGAGGAAGUGAAGAGCUGAAAGAAAAUGAGUCUCAAAAUUAUUUUUCCAAAUCACUCGCAGUUGGUUAUCAAGAUGCUCAAAAUAGUGAGGCAAAACGUAAACUGGAAAACUUAAUGUCAGCGUUCAAGGAAAAUGUGACACCUAGUAAAGGCAAUGGAACUGAAGAAAGAAAUAAACCUGAGAAUGAUCAACCGGAAUCUGAAGCUUAUCUGCUGGAAGCUGUCAAAAGUAGUGAGAUAGGGAAGAAAAAUUAUUCUGAAAGUUUAGAUUCAAAAUUAGAGGACCGGCAAGUGAAAGAUAUUGACGAAACAGAUGAUACAGGAAAAAUGUCUGCAAACCUUGUGUCAAGUUCAAAGGAAAAAGUACAAGCUGAUCCGUGUGCUGAAAAGGGAACUGGUACAUCAAGCUCCCAGUUCAAAUCAGAAGAAAGCAUGCUGGAUACAAAAGGAACUGGACACGAUGCAGGAGAUUUAAAGGUAGAAGCAGAGAAGUUUUUGAAAAGUGAAAACAAACUAGAGGAGAGAAAUGAAGCCUUUGAAAGUGGAGUGAGUGAAAGCAAGCAUUUGAAGCAUGUGCCAAAUGGUGAAAAAGAGCACAAAUCUGUACAAAUCAGAACUGGUAAUUGUAGUGCAGCAUUGUUGCAAAAAGAGCAAACUGAGGACCCAGCUCAUGACCAAGCUGCAAGGCUUAAUGAGUUAAACAUUCCUCCAAAUGUGGAUCAACAAGAGUCUUUACUUCCUCCUUAUCAGACACUUCCUGCAGACACUCCAACAUUAAAUGAUGCAAGUCUUCAACAUCCAGCUGCAAGCCUAGCACAGUUUGUUCAUUAUAAUCCAUCUUCGCCAGCCACUCCAACACUUGAUGAAAGCUUUAGCUAUGAGGCAUCCUCUGGUUCCAAAGAUGUGGUUGAAUCUUCUGUAGAAGAUUCUGAAAAGCAAAAGGCUUGUACUUCAGAAAAUAUCAAGCAAGUUUUAUGUAAAGAGCAGCAAGCUGAAGAAUUAGAAUCAAAAUAUGACUUGAACAUGAAAUCGCAAGAGUUGCCAGUUCAGCAGGAUGUUGUAUCAGAGAUAAUCACAAGUGCCAUUUGUGAGUGGAAAGAUGAAGCUGCGGAGGAGCAAUCUGUUAAGGGUGCUGAAGAACAAAGUUCCUGUCGAAGAGAAAGAAAACCCAAACGCCCUUACUCUCCAGUAGAAAAUCCCUCUAAACGACGGCAUCUUCAUUCAGAGGAGAAAAUUACCAUGGAGGAGGAUAUGCACAAACCUUAUUCAGAAGCUGUAUCAGCUCAAGUACCAGAUGUAGAAAAACCAACACAAUCUCGGGGCAAAAUUGCUGCCAAGCUUGAAGAAAGAACAAGAAACCAGAUAUCUGAUUUAAACAUUCAGAAUAAACCAACUACUCGUGCAGCCAAAAGAAUUAGUAGCCCUGAGCAUCAUUCAGUGACUGAACGAGAACGGCGUUCAUCGGCUCCAGUAAAAGAGAAACUAACAUCUGAUAUAAAAGCUGCGAAAGCUCCAGUAACAAUGUCAGUUACAAGAUCGAGGAGUCAGCUAUCUCCUGUGACUAAACAAGGACGCAAACGAGAAGCAAGUCCAGGAGAACACAGGAGGGGACAUCAUAAAAAUGAAGUGCCACCAAAGAGAACAAGGCGAUAACUAAGAAUGCUAGAUGUUGCUACUCUGGCUUAACAACUUUGUUAAGCCAAUCUUGUACAUUGUAUAUUAUAAAUUAAGUUAUAUUUGUUGUAGUAACACAAGGGAAACGUGAAGUCAGUAUUGAUAGAUUGAAACUGUCUUUUUUACUGUACUUAAAAUUUUGUGUUGUAUAUGGGAAAUUGUAACGAAAAUGUUGACGUGCUUUUACCUGUUGUAACUUGCAAUUUUAAGUACAAAGUUUUCAUUCUAUGAAUGUAUUUUAUUUUUACCAAAUCCUAUUUAAUUGACAAAAGUUGUUUGCUGAGAAUAAGCAAUCGAGGGAUGCGACUAUUCAGAAUAUACUGUACAUUUAAUGUGCAUCUCUUGUUAAUGUUCCAUAUGUUACAUCUUUGGAAUGGGUGACCAAAAUAUUUUGUAUUCACAUAAAACUCAUUGAGCAUGUACAAAUGGUUUAUAAUAAAAGAAAAGACUUGUUUAUAUAGUGCCUUAUCAUGCAGAAACACCUGGAAACACUUCACACCAUGAAAUAAUUUCUAAGGUGCAAUUACUGUUAAGGCCAAGACUGUAUUGAGGUUAAUUUUAAUGCAUCUUAUGUUUGCAAGCUUAUGUAUUAUAUCGUUCUAUGCGCACUUUGUUCAUCAUGUUCCUGACAUAUUUUGUUAAACCUGUGAACAUUUUUAUAAAAUGAAACCGAGUAAGAUAGUCAUCAAUGUUGGGAGCUUCUUAUCUAAUGGUUAGAUUUGUUGCGCAGUUUUCCUGCUGUUCUUAUCUCAUAACUAAACUCUGGUUUUGUCCAGUAAUUAUAGGUGUAAAACAAUCACUUUAAAGAGAAAAGAUAAUCUCAAUGCUUUUGACUAAGAGCAUAAGCCUGGAAUUCCAUAUUUCUCACAAAACAAAAUGAAAUUGUUUACAACAACUAGGCUUUGAGCUCUUCAAAUGUGUGAAAAAAAUUGAUAUUCAAAUAUAGAUGCAUGCAUCAAAUCAUGCUUGUCAUACAAGUGAUGUGUAAAUAAAAUUUCACAGCAAGAAUGAGCAUUCGUAGUAUUCAAAAAAUUUGGUUAUAGGAUCAACUAGAUGUAAAAUUACUGCCAGUGAAUACCCAGGGGUAGAACUGUAAAGCAUGGAGUUCAUAUUUGUCUUGAACUAACAUAUUUAAAAUAACACAUUGCAUUUACAGCACAAUACAUGAAUGAUAAGUAAAAAUUUGCACUAGCAUAAUUCAAAGUGAAACUUCAAUAUUUUGUAAUAUAUAUUAAAUGUUAAGAUCAAUUUCCUUUUGUGUACAGAGAAUUCAAAGGUAAUUUAUUUAAAAAUGUAAAGAGAAUUUAUCAGUAUUUACUUAAUGUAGCUGACAAUGUAAUGUCAGUGUGAGGGAUUUCUAGUAAGGAGCUUUAGUAUGUCUUCCUGUACAGAAAAUAACAAAAGUACUUUGUUUUUAUGAUCCAUUAAAUAUCUUGAGUCUUUGAGCUAUUUCCUUCACAACAAGCUCCUUUACUCGAACUGUUACGCUACAUUGUUCAUUUUGAGGUCCUAUUAACCUUUGCAG